This is a messenger RNA of Herpailurus yagouaroundi (jaguarundi), 4702 nucleotides long. It is a transcript of the gene ZFPM1, whose product is annotated as zinc finger protein, FOG family member 1. Gene Ontology annotation, biological process: megakaryocyte differentiation; negative regulation of transcription by RNA polymerase II; positive regulation of transcription by RNA polymerase II. Bases 1 to 3402 code for a protein of 1133 amino acids. The record is from RefSeq and is a predicted model, not a curated record. Gene Ontology annotation, molecular function: RNA polymerase II-specific DNA-binding transcription factor binding. NCBI's taxonomy places the organism in Eukaryota, Metazoa, Chordata, Mammalia, Carnivora, Felidae. Gene Ontology annotation, cellular component: nucleus. The transcript has 15 exons.
AUGGCCGAGACGAUAGGCUGGGGCCGAGCUGGCUGGAAGCGAGGGGCAGAGCCCAGCUCGGGACCCCCGGCCCGCCGAGCUCUCCUCCCGCCCGGGUCGAUAAUCACUGCGGAGCCGGCCUGGGCGCCCGUUUUCUCGGGCCCUACUUCCCUGUCUCCGCCCCCGGGGCGGCCUUCCCGCCCCGCCGGCCGGCCCAGCCGCCUCCCCCGGGUGCGCCGCGGUCUCUGCCCCGGCCACGUGGUGCGCGCCCCGCCCAGCAGUGUCAGUGAUCGGCUCUGGCUGCGGCAAUCUCGGGUAAUCUAUCAGCGGCUAUCGGGCCCAUCGGAGGGCCGGGAGCGGCCAGGCCCAGAGAUGGCGCCAACCCCCAGCGUCGAUAAAGUCUCCGGGUUCAGCGGCCCGUGGUCCUCGCCCCUCUCCAUCCUGCAGCCAUCCCUGCCCAUCGUGGUACCUGAGCUGUGUGUCCCACCCUGGUGCUCCCGCUUGCUCACGGGUGCCCCGCUGGUGGAGGAGAUCAGGGCGCUCCUGCGGACGAGCCCCUCCCCGCCCACCCGCAGGGCAGCUCUGCCAGCUGUCAGCGGGCUGACCCUGGGUCAAAGAAGCCGCUGGCGGGUCACAGCAGGGGCCUACGGCCCCUCCCAGCCUGAGCCCCUCGUGGCCCCUGGGCCUGCCCGGCCUGCGUGGGAAGAGCUGGGGCUGAGGGCUGAGGAGGCCUUGACCGGGCGGAGGGGCAGCGCGGCCGGCAGGGGCGUGCAGACGUGGGCUGGCGGCGGGUGUGGACUGGGGUGGGGCCGGAAGUCCCCUGCAGAGUCCAGGUGUGCCCGGCACCGCGGCCUCCUAGAGCGGCGUCUGCCCCAGCUGUCGCCACACCAGGAACACUUAGCGUUCGUCACUGUCGCGGGCCACCAUCUGCCCGUGACCAGGGAGUCUUGGGGGCACCCCCCACGGCCUCUGACCCUGCGGGGCGGCCGAGCCGGUGCCGGGAGGGGGUCAGGCCGCCCCACGGAGCCUUACGGAUUCCCUUCGGGCUGUUGUGCAGGUUCCCUCGGAGACGUGGAGACCGCAGAAGAGGACGCCGGCCUCCUGGAGCAGGAGGCUGGAGCCGUGGGGCCCGAGGCCGCGGGAGAGCCCGAGCCCCUGAGCCCUGCCAGUGCAGACGCCAAUCCCCCGCCCCCACCAUCGCCACCACCCGCCACAUCCCCAGGACGACCCGAGAUGGAGGGGCAGGAGCCAGAGGCCAGGCUGGAGGAGGAGUCAGGCAGCUCCUGGAGCGGGCCAGACGAGCUGGAGCCGGUGCUACAGGACGGGCAGAGGUGCGUGCGGGCUCGACGCAGCCUGGCCGAGGGGCUGUCCUGGGGCCCCUUCCGCGGGAACAUCCAGAGCAAAGCCUCGUCCCCUGGGCAGGUGCAACCGGGCCCUGCCCUGACCCUGCUGCUGGAGGAUGAACCCUGCUGGUUGAGGAUGCUGCCGCAGGCCCCGACCGAGGCCGAAGCCAACGCAGAGAUCUACAGGAAGGAUGAAGCCCUGUGGUGCAGAGUCACCAAGCCGGUGCCGGCGGGCAGACUGCUGGGUGUGCUGCUCACAGUGGCUGAGCCCCGUGGCACCCCCAGCCACCCCGUGAAGGAGGAGCCAGCCGAGCCCGAGUGCCCAGCCCCCUCUCACACCGACAUCCAGCUCCUGCCCCAGCAGGCCGGCAUGGCGUCCAUCCUGGCCACAGCGGUCAUCAACAAAGACGUCUUCCCCUGCAAAGACUGCGGCAUCUGGUACCGGAGCGAGAGGAACCUGCAGGCCCACCUACUCUACUACUGCGCCAGCCGCCAGACCACCGGCUCGCCCGCUGCGGCCGCCGACGAGAAGCCCAAGGAGACCUACCCCAACGAGCGCGUCUGCCCCUUCCCCCAGUGCCGCAAGAGCUGCCCCAGCGCCAGCUCCCUGGAGAUCCACAUGCGCAGCCACAGCGGAGAACGGCCCUUUGUAUGUCUCAUCUGCCUGUCGGCCUUCACCACCAAAGCCAACUGCGAGCGGCACCUCAAGGUGCACACAGACACGCUGAGCGGUGUCUGCCACAGCUGUGGCUUCAUCUCCACCACAAGGGACAUCCUCUACAGCCAUCUGGUGACCAACCACAUGGUCUGCCAGCCGGGCUCCAAGGCGGAGAUCUACUCCCCAGGGGCCGGACACCCCGCUGCCAAGCUCCCCCCAGACAGUCUGGCCAGCUUCCAGCAGCACACGGCCCCCCAUGGCCCCCUGGCUUCCACCGACCUGGGCCUGGCGCCCACCCCAUCACCAGGACUGGACAGGAAGGCUCUGGCUGAGGCCACCAAUGGAGAGGCCAGAGCGGCCCCCCAGAACGGGGGCAGCAGCGAGCCCCCGGCGGCCCCCAGGGCCAUCAAGACAGAGGCUGCGUCGGAGGAGCCCGAGGCGGAGCCAGGGCCCCCAGCCGCCGCAUCGAGGACACCCUCACCGCCCAGCCCUGCCCCUGCCAGGGUGAAGGCAGAGCUGUCCAGCCCCACACCCGGCUCCAGUCCGGGCCCUGGCGAGCUGGGACUGGCGGCCGGCACGCUCUUCCUGCCGCAGUUCCCCGCGGCGCCCCCGGCCUCAGAGAUCCUGGCCAAGAUGUCGGAGCUGGUACACAGCCGGCUGCAGGCGGGCGCGGGGGCCCAGGCCGGCCUCUUCGCGGGGGCUCCCAAGGGCGCCACGUGCUUCGAGUGCGACAUCACCUUCAACAACGUCAACAACUUCUACGUGCACAAGCGCCUCUACUGCUCCGGCCGCCGCCCACCUGACGACGCGGCCCCAGCACGCAGGGCCAAGGCACCCCCCGCCCCGGGCCGCGCACCCCCCGGCCCACCGCCCCCCGAGGCCGACCCGGGGCGCGCCUCGCCGAGCUCUGGGGCGCGCGAGGACGAGGCGGGGGGCGCGGCCACACCCGAGGCCGAGGCCGAGGGGGGCGGCCGGGGCAGGGAAGGCAGCCCGGGCAGCCCCAGCCCGGGCAGCGGGGCGGACGAGGACGACGAUCCCCGCCGGACGCUGUGCGAGGCCUGCAACAUCCGCUUCAGCCGCCACGAGACCUAUACCGUGCACAAGCGCUACUACUGUGCUUCGCGCCACGACCCUCAGGAGCUGCGGGAGCCGGCCCCCGGCGCCCCCGACGGCAGCCCCCGGCCCGGCCCGCCACCGGCCCCGUCCCCCGAGGCGGUGCCGCCACACCCGCCGCCCCCGCCGACGCCCCCUUCCCACUCGGACAAGGGCGUCCAGACCCCCAGCAAGGGGACGCCGGCGCCCGCGCUCCCCGGCAGCCACAGGUACUGCCGCCUGUGCAACAUCAGGUUCAGCAGCCUGUCCACUUUCAUCGCCCACAAGAAGUAUUACUGCUCCUCGCACGCGGCCGAGCACGUCAAGUGAGCGGCCGCCACACUACAGAGACCGCUUGGCGCCCCGCCGCAGUCCAGGCGCAGGCCAGGCCCGGGGGCUGCAGGGGACCGCGCCUGCCUGGACUAUUGGCACUUAAUAAAGAAGUUCAGUUUGAUGAGCACGGUAGUGGAGCGGCCUAGUUGUCUGAGCACAGGGUCCUUGGGGGUGGGAGGAAACACGUGGGGCCAACACUGUGGGGGUGGUCAGCGCCACCCUGAGCGCAGGCAUUCGCCCCUGCAACCCAACCCACCCGGACCGGGCCCCCAGCCAGAGUCACGGGGUUCGUGGGCCUCCAAGCUGGACCUGACCCCAGGCCAGUCUAUGCAGCAGCACCCCCUGGUAAUCGCUGCCCCCCAGGAUGCCAACGGGAAGAUGCCCUGUGAUCGCCAAGGCUGGUGGGGAGAGAAGGGACAGUGAUGCAGCCCACAGGCAUGGGGGGGGGCACCAAGGCCCACACCCACCCCUGUGACCCAGGGGGGGUGGGGCCAAAUCCUGAAGUGGGGGUCGCAUGGCACCUGUGGUCGCUACAGCACUCAUUACCGAGGUGCCCCCACCCCAGUGUGCCGUGCCGGCACCGUGAGAACCACACAACUAAGAUGGGACCGCGAGAUGCUUGGCCAAACCCAAGCAGAGCCCAACCACGUCUUGCCGGUUUGCGGCUGGGUGGCUGCGGGCACCCUGCAGCCCGGUGUCCCUGCUGGAAAACCCCCAUCAGUCCUUUCCCAACUUUGCUCGAAGCAGCACUGUUUCUUCCAAAUACGGUUUUACCCAGCAGCCUGUGGUGGACAGAAGCAAACUGACCUUUGACCUUCCGGGCUCCAAGGUGCUUCCUGCCAUCCACCCAGGCUCACUCUCCCUGCUCGAGGCAAGUUUCUCUCCCAACCAGCCCUUGUGAGGUCCAGGAGCCCGUGUCCGGGCAGCGGCGUGCACAGGCCCCUCCCGCCGGCCCAGAGGACCAGGGCUGGACAGGACAGGGCCGCUCAGCCCAGGGCCCUGCAGAGCUCCCGCCCCCGUCCCCCGACCCAGGGCUGGCACUAGGGAAGUCAGUUGAGGGAGGGUCCCAGGGGAGCCAAGCUGCCUCCCUCGAGGAUGCCCCGGCACCUGCCAUCCUGGGUUGGGGCGGAGGAAGCCAGAGACCCCCCCAGCCCCGCUCCUCAUUUGCACUGUUGUGCACGAAGUUGCACGGAGGGCCGCCGAGGCUUUGUCUCCGAGUCAGACCACCGAGCGAAAGCAGACAUCACCCACGUCCGCGCCUACUGUUGUCAAAAAAUUAAACCUAAUGCAGAACGAA